Messenger RNA from Auxenochlorella protothecoides, 579 nucleotides. Its product is annotated as 60S ribosomal protein L9. Gene Ontology annotation, molecular function: structural constituent of ribosome; rRNA binding. Gene Ontology annotation, biological process: cytoplasmic translation. The transcript is spliced from 2 exons. Gene Ontology annotation, cellular component: cytosolic large ribosomal subunit; ribosome. The record is from RefSeq and is a predicted model, not a curated record. The coding region runs from base 1 to 579 and encodes 192 amino acids. NCBI's taxonomy places the organism in Eukaryota, Viridiplantae, Chlorophyta, Trebouxiophyceae, Chlorellales, Chlorellaceae.
AUGAAGCAGUUGAUUUCUUCGAGGACACUUGCUCUCCCCUCCGGAGUGGACGUGGAGGUCAAGGCCCGGCAAGUUCGCGUGAAGGGCCCCAGGGGCGUGCUGAAGAAGGACUUCAAGCACCUUGCCGUGGACAUGUUCCUGACGGAGGAGGAUGGGCAGAAGGUGCUCAAGGUGGACAACCACUUUGGCAAGCGGAAGAGCCUGGCCUCCAUCCGCACAUGCAUCUCGCACGUGCAGAACCUGAUCACGGGUGUGACCAAGGGCUUCGAGUACAAGAUGCGCCUGGUGUACGCGCACUUCCCCAUCAACAUCAACCUGGAGGGCAACGGCACCAAGGUGGAGAUCCGCAACUUCCUGGGCGAGAAGCGCGUGCGCAUCGUCAACAUGCUGGCGGGCGUCAAGUGCGAGCGGUCCUCCGCCGUCAAGGACGAGCUGGUGCUGACCGGGAACGACAUCGAGCUGGUGUCUCGCUCCGCGGCCCUCAUCCACCAGGUCUGCCUGGUCAAGCACAAGGACAUCCGCAAGUUCCUGGACGGCAUCUACGUCAGCGAGCGCGGCACCCUGGUGAAGGAGGAGUGA